Messenger RNA from Chrysemys picta bellii (western painted turtle), 1064 nucleotides. Lineage: Eukaryota; Metazoa; Chordata; Testudines; Emydidae. The record is from RefSeq and is a predicted model, not a curated record.
AGUGCGAGGCUGUGGUGGGGGGCGGUGUGAGCGGUAGGAUCUCUGGUACUGGGGCGGUGUGAGGCGGCCGGCAGCGCAGUGUCACCGGUAACGCUCCCACCCCAGGCUGCCCGAGGGGACCAGCAGGCAGAGCCCCGCCCCCUUGGGCGAGGGGCACAGAGAGGGCGUCUCCCUGCCUGGCUCGGGCGCCGGCAAACUCUGAGUCCCGUGGCGGGCGGGAGAGCUCCGGGCCCGGCCUCCCUCGCCCGGGGCCAGGCGGAGCCAGCAGCGGGAGGAGGAGCGGGUGAGAGGUCGGCCAGCUCCGGUCGCCCACAGAGGCUGAGUCCCGGGCAGAGAGGGCGGCGGCGGCGCCCGGCGGUGGAGAAGCUGAGAGAUGGGGAAGUUUUGAUUUGACCACAAGGUCACCCAGUGAGUUGCAGAGCCAAGAUUUACUACGCUGAUUAAACCUGAACAAGCUGGGACAAGUGGAAAGACUGCUUGUCUAGCCUUUUUCAUUUUCCUUCUUUAGUUAUUCCCUCAUGUCUUCCCCCUGCAAAAUAUCCUCUCACACAUCCACUCUCAAUCCUUUUUCUCCCUUUUGCUCUGCCACAAUCAUCCCUAAUGCCCAGCAACAGUCCAGUGCUUACAAGGUGCAGGAGAGGUGGUGCAGGGGAGGAGAACAGAAGUAUGGAUGGCACUUCCAAGUCUAGGUUAAAGAAUUUGCCCAAGGUAACACACCCACAGUGUGGCGGAGCUGGAAACCGAACACAGAUCUCCUGACUCCUACUCUGGUGUUUUGACCACGGGACCAUCUCUGCCCUACAUGUUGUACGAGUUUGAGAGAUUUCAUUGAAAAUGACUAGCAAAACAACUAGCACAACAAACAAUAUAGCUCAGGCACGAAGAACUGUACAGCAGUUAAGAAUAGAAGCUUCUAUCGAAAGAAUAAAGGUGUCAAAAGCAUCAGCAGAUCUCAUGUGCUACUGUGAAGAACAUGCCAGGAAAGAUCCUUUACUAAUGGGCAUACCUGCUUCUGAAAACCCUUUCAAGGAUAAAAAAACAUGCAUUAUAUUGUAGCAGAGCAG